Owenia fusiformis is the source of this 4434-nucleotide messenger RNA. The record is from the annotation of a GenBank genome assembly. Lineage: Eukaryota; Metazoa; Annelida; Polychaeta; Sabellida; Oweniidae.
AUUUGACAAAAACAAGACAGAACGUUACACUAGAUGAUCUCAUGACAUUAACAGAUUAAUGAGUCUCGACAACGAACUUCACUCUAAAACUUAUUACCCGAAAGAAGAGCUCAACAACGCUCGAAAAACAUGGCAAGCAAAAGGGGAUUGAUCUUCAAAAGGACACUGUCUUGCUCAAACUUAGCAAAAGUUGAAGAACUGCGUAAAAUUGUAGAAAACAAUGUGUUCACUUCAACUGACGAGACCAAGCCCAUGUGCCUCUUCCGAUAUUCGGAGUAUACGAUUAGCUGCCCGACCAUGUCAAACUUUCCACGAGAUUUUCAAGAGAAUUUCGAGAGGGCGCUCAUUGAUGUGGAUAUGGAGAAGGGGCUUGAAGAUGGGGGUUCUCUUAACUGGUGUCGCACUGCAAAACGACUGAGACCACUGGCUACAAAAGAGGAUGGUAACUGUUUAACGCACGCUGUUUCUAUUGGGAUGUGGGGUUACCAUGACAGCAGCUUGUUCCUAAGGCGACUGAUUUACGUUGCCAUGCAGAAUGACGCCACUGGUAACCUGUUCAGAGAUCGAUGGCAAAAUGAGGCCAUGUCCAUGGAGAAUUCUUAUAGUUCUGUAACUGGACUGGACCUUGACGGAGAAUGGAUGAAGGUGAUCGAGAGAGCAAAUGACAAACCUAAUGAUGACCCACGAGCUCUUGAGAUGCCUUAUAAGGCAUUGGAAGAGAUACAUGUGUUUGUUCUUGCCAAUAUACUUCGCAGACCCAUAAUUAUAAUCUCUGACGUCAUGCUGCACUCUUUUACCGGUAGUGAUUUGGCCCCAUGUUCACUCGGUGGGGUGUAUCUCCCGUUGCUAUGGCAUGCGGAAGAUUGCUUCAAAACGCCAUUGACGCUCGCAUACGAUAUGAAUAGUUUCUCACCUUUGAUUGGCGAGGAAGAUAAUCCUAGAGAUGAAUAUCUUGCUACCGAAGCUGAACGUGCCAUACCUUUGAUAAGACAGAAUGGCGAGUGGUUAAAAAUUCACAUGUUGCUGCCCCAGGAAAAGGCACGCUUUCAAAAUAUUCUGGAAAAGUAUAUGUACGUAACGACACUAUUCCACACAACCAAGGACAAUGUCAAAGAAGUUAUUAGUGCAAAGCUGGAGUAUAAAGUUCUACCGGAUAAGCUCAACCUAAUGAAGGACUAUUUCCAAGACUGUGAACGGAUAUUUAAUGAAUCUACCGAUGAGGACAUUUAUAUGGAGGAGGAACCCAAACGGAUUGAUUCCUUAGAAUUGAAUGAGGUGUUAAGCCAGGAUUCUGACAAAGAAGACAUAUAUGAAGAGAGUAAGAUGUGCACCACUAAGAAUUGUGAAUUCUAUGGGAGUACCGCCACCAAGGGCAAGUGCACUAAAUGCUAUCUCGAGAGCACCAAAUUACCAGCAACGCCCGUAAAAAACGAUGAGACGUUGCGAAUGAGAAUCACUACCACUGCUUCCAAGCACAAUCCCGAUCCUUUAGCAGGCCCUAUGCCCGCUUCUAAAUUGACCCCCUAUGAGCCAAAUAUCAGAUUGAAUAAUCCAGACCGACCACAAGAUUUGCCAAUGUAUUCCAUGUUACCUACAGAAUGUGCUACUCAUGGAUGUCAUUAUAAUGCAUCAGUCCAUACUAAACCGUAUUGCCAUGAAUGCCAUGAUAGAAAACAAAAACCUGCUAAGCAUGGUACUCUUGACCUUGGAAACCAGAUCCCUAGUUCUCCAAGAAAAUCAAUCGUAAGGCAAGACAUGGAGCCCCAUAGCAACGAUAUGAAGAGCUUUGCGGUUGGGCAACCGAGUCAGGUAUGCAUGGUUGCACACUGCAAGAAUCCAUGUGAUGCUGAUCUUGAAGGAUUGUGCUCUUCACACAGGCAACAUUUUGUUAAGCCAAGUAAAACACAAGCACCGGUUGCUUUGACAACUAUCGCUGCUACCUUGGUAACUACGAGCUUUAGCAACAGGUGUAAACAUCCAGGUUGUUUCAACGUUCCCACAACUCAGUCAGGCUUUUGUGAAGUAUGUGAUCAUCAAGGCAACAGAAAUAUGUCGAGGUACGCUGCAGCAAAACCUACUGACUCCGUAAAGAAUAUUGUAUUCGAAGAUGUAAUUCCUCCAACGCUUGGACCGUGUAGGAAAAGUGGCUGCACCUUUACUGGUUCCGAAAGGUAUCGAGGGUACUGCUCCGUAUGCUACAAGAAACAUCGGUCAAAAAGACAUUCCAAUGGUUCAGCAAGCUCAAGCGGAUGUUCGACUCCUGACUGUGAAGGGGUACGCAUAGAACGAUCGCCAAUGUGCUAUUACUGUACGAAACAUACCAACCAAGGUCUGCCCGUCAUACCAAACCGUGGAAAAGAUGCUGGGACUCAGACAACUCCACCCAAGGAUCUUGGACGUAACAUCCAACCAUCUGGCUACGAUGCCAAAGCUUUUGAUAAGGAAGGUCUCACUGAUGAAUUAAGCCGUACGGUUGUAAGACACCAUUACAAGGAUUAUCCAAAGAAAGUAUGCGUCAGUCCUUUGUGUGAAAACGAAGUGAUGGUUGGUGCUGGUGAAAAUAAGUUGUGCCGAGAGUGUUUUCAAAUAUUGUGUGAUGACGCUGCCAAGAAAGCUGAAAGGAAAUCUUCUGCAGAAUUCACGGAACAAUCAAGAACAGCUGGUAAUCAAUCAAACGCGCCUAAGUGCAAAGGUCCCAGUUGUGAUAUGUUUGGUAGCGUUGAGACGAUGGGUUACUGUUCUAAAUGUUUCAAUGAAAUGAUAGCCGCACGUGACAGAGUCAAAACUUCCCCAGUUCGACAACCUUCUCAGCUUAACAGGCGUGGUGGAGACGAUCAAAUAUUUGUCCCAAUGGACAGUGACACAAGAAUUGCCACCGAGGGCGCAAGUCAGAGUCCUCUUAAGCACAGCGUCACGUACUACAAUCCAGCAAGAGUUAAUCUCUUCAACACUGAUGACUAUGACUCCAAGAUAUGCCCAGUUGAUGACUGUGACCGAUACGGCGAUGUUUGUUUUAAUGGCCUAUGUUCCUUGCAUUAUGACCCCAGUAGACCUGUAGUACAAAUAGGUAGAGAUAACGUUUUGCAUAUUAAGCCGAAAAGUCCCAGACUCAACAGACCGCCUGGGACUAGAUUCACAAGUGCUACCAAUGGUGAUAAUGAUGCGUACGUGCUCUAUCCUGACGUAAGGGGUAAACAAGAACGCUUACCCACACAACGCACGAGGAAACCCGAUGAACCAGCAAUUCAAAGACAAAUUGAAAACCAAGUCCAAAAGAUUAAAUGCCGUGAAAGACUUUGUGAGAACUAUGCCAGCAAAGAAAACAAUGGUUUUUGUAAUAGUUGCAAGAAAAGACUUGACAAAGGUUACUAAGUUUUAAAUUAACUACGAGAGUCUAUAUAUGAUAGAGUAAUUGACACGAUCAUAUGGUAUCAAAACUCAUUUCUCGGUCCUUAGCAUUUAAGAAAACUUGUACGUGAACGUGUAUACGAGUGGGACACGGGACAGUCAAUCACCCCUAGGGUUAAUAAUAUUACAUGUUCGCGUUCAUGUUUUUUUUAAAACAUGUAACUUAACUCCCUAUUAUCCGACUUGAUUAACCUCAAAUUAAACAACAAAAACAUUUAUUGGUUUAUACAUGUAGAUGUAGACAUUGUUAUUUAUCAUACUAUGUGCACACAACGGCACUUAUAAUUAUAUGUGCCAAGAUAAUUUAUAAAAAGCUUUGUGUCUGCUUGAUUUGAACGAGUUAAAACACUUACAGUUAGGGUGGUAGGCCCUGGUUGAUAAUGAGUUCACAUUUCCAGAAAAUUUCAAUGUCAUAGCAUAUUUUUAUGUAGAAUUGUAACUGAAACUAAAACCUAGUUGUGUUAAUGGUUUAACACCUCUGCUGUAUCGACGAAAUACACAUCAACAACAACAUGCACUGAAAUGAAACAGAGAGAUAUUCAAAAAACCACAAUGCUACAGAGAUACUUGUAUUUGAGUAUAUUUAACAAAAUGAGAUUGUAUACAAUAUUAAUAUUAAGCCAGACAGUUACACACCACAGGGAAAUAUAUCGUGGUAAGUCCGAUAUCUGAAAGAUCCUACGUUAUCUUUCCAAGAUCACGGCAUUAGGCCACAUCAUUCAUUUGCAUUUUGUGAAAAUUGAAGUUACGUUUGAUGAUCAUUUGUUUUUUAAUAUGGCUUUAUACAAAAAUGUAAAGCCUAGUUACAGUAUCAAUGCUUUAAGACCAAUGUACUAACCAUUGACCAUGGUACUGUACAUUUGACAUAACGAAGGGCUAGUUCUUUUUAAUUGAACACGAUGAGCAAUUUGGAAGAUCCGAUUACUUGUCUAAUCUUUCCUUAGAUAAAUAUUUAUCAGUCAUAAUAUAUUAAUACAUGAAAAAUAUUCAAUCAAAAAAAUUGUUGCUCAUUGUUUCUUUUAGAAU